AUGGCUUGUCCCAGUGAGAUUCCGGAUGACGCAGCCGAAUUCGAGUCUCACAUCGUGGAUGCUCCUCGAAACAUCGAGGGGCGAGCGGAGCAAGAGGCAAAGUGGGCUGGGGACUACGACGGACGGCAGCAUUGGUCGUUGAGAGAAGCGUACCUGAAGCACCGGGACCGGCUUCGACAAGCACAGGGAGAUUUGUAUCGAGUGAAGAUGCUUCUGGAUGCGCAUUUCACGUCGCAGUCCUCGUGUUUGAAGGACUUGGACUUGAGCAUCUUGGAACGCAUCGCGGAUUUCGGAUUCUCCCAGGGUCCGGCUGUGGGAUUUCUGGCCAAUUGGCGGCGGGCGCCAAAGCCGGUGGCGGCCGCCAGCGACCGACCGGGUAUCAGGUUUAUGGCCAGAAAGCGACCUCUGCUGCCCUUCGAAGUCGCCGCCGGGGACUGGGACUGCGUCACAGUGUCCAGGAGCUGUGCUCGGGUGGUCUGCCACGACGGGCGGCUACACCGCACCGGAAGGCGCCUCGAGAUGUUGCACAAGAAGUUCGUGUUGGAUCAGGCCUACGACUCCUCAGUCUCGGACAGUGAGUUCUACGAAGACGCGGUGAAGCCUCUGGUGACUUCCCUGAAGGAAGAGGAGGCCGCCACCAUCAUCUGCUAUGGCCAGACGGGCACCGGCAAGACGCACACGUUCAAUGCCUGCUGGAAACGCCUUGGGGCUGACCUGGCCGGGCGGAGCAUUGCAGUGACCUUCUUCGAGAUCCAUGGAAAGAAAUGUUACGAUUUGCUGCAGCAGAGGAAGGAGGUGACGCUGAGAUCGGAUGCCGAGGAACGCGUGCACGUCAGGGGCGCCUUGACGCUCUCCGCGGACGCCGCUGCGCUGCCGUCGCUGCUGGAAGAAGCGCUGCGCUUGCGGCGCUCCGAAGCCACGGAGCGGAACCCGCUGAGCUCCCGAAGUCAUGCCGUCUGCGUCCUGGCAUUGGACGGCGGAAGAACGACGCUGCGCUUCGUGGACCUGGCCGGCAGCGAGCGGAACUACGAGACGCGGUCCAUGACGGCGCAGCAGCACCGGGACUUUGCAGAGAUCAACAAAUCGCUGAUGGCGCUGAAGGAUUGCUUCCGUGCCCAUGCUCAGCUGCUCCGACAAAAGUCCACCCGGGUGCCGUAUCGCUCCAGCAGCCUGACUCAGGUGUUGCGGUCUUGCUUCACGCCAGAGCACCGGACCCUCAUCUUAGCCACGAUCUCUCCAACGGCCACCGACUUGUUGCAUAGCACCAACUCGCUGCUACAAGUGACGCAGAUGUCCAAGGCGUUGUCCGCCCUGCGUUCAGAGUGCUGCGUGGAGUUGCCCUUAACUUCCUUCAUGGCUUCCAGGUGGAUCAGGACGGUGAACAACGGCCUCUUCAAAUACCUGGUGCUGCCGCCCAAAAUCACAGGGGCCAUGUUGCUCCAACUCUCCUCGCAGGGCUUGGCCCAGCUCUUCGACAUGAGCCUGCGCACGGCCCGCGGCAUAGGCGAGGGUGAGGCCUGGAACGAGGCCCUGGCCAGCGACGUGGGGCAGCGCGUGGGGAAGCUGCUCUUCGCGGCCGUGCGGCGCGAGGCCAUGCGUUGGCCCCUGGAGGUGAAGGACUUGCCCCUUCAGCUGCGCCGCGAGGCUGCAGAACGAGAGAUGCUGGAAGAGGGUUUGGGCCUUCCACCGGAAGCGGAGCGUCACUGCGAGUUCUUCUUCUGGGGCGAAACCGUGCCACCCACCGAGUGA
Messenger RNA from Cladocopium goreaui, 1749 nucleotides. Lineage: Eukaryota; Dinophyceae; Suessiales; Symbiodiniaceae. The record is from the annotation of a GenBank genome assembly.